Molecule: messenger RNA, 6907 nt
Organism: Trichosurus vulpecula (common brushtail)
Lineage: Eukaryota; Metazoa; Chordata; Mammalia; Diprotodontia; Phalangeridae
Gene: HDLBP
Product: high density lipoprotein binding protein
Exons: 28
Coding region: 519-4325 (1268 amino acids)
Cellular component (GO): cytoplasm; nucleus
Molecular function (GO): mRNA binding
Source: RefSeq, a predicted model, not a curated record
ACCAUAGAGUCGGGCUGGGCUGGUCCCAGGGGACGCGGGGUGCACUCCCGGGCUGGUGAUAGAGGCCCGAGGCCUGGGGCCCGGCCCGGCCGGGCCUGGCCUAUUCUGUUGUCCUGCUGUCCUGCGCUGCCUCUCGCGGCCCGGCCCUGCCCUUCCCGGAGGCCGUGGGUGCUCGACCUUUCCUUGGCGAAGGCCUCCGGGCUCCGAGCCCUCAGCCCCUCCUGGCCUCAGUUUCCCCAUCUGUGCAUUGAGAGAUUGGAGCUCGGCCAGGGCCCCUCGGGCUCCAGAUGGGAAGACGGAGGCCGGAGCCGGGAGGGGCUGGGCCAAGGUCACGGGCCCAUGUGAAUAUGUGAGCCUAGCCAAAGCCUGCACUUGUACUCGGGAGAGUCCUGGGUUCGGAUUCCGCCUGUGGCACCGCGGCUGGCAGGCUGACGGACAGGCAGCAACAGGACGGACUUUCUGGCUACUGACCAUUUAGCUGUGGCAUACCCGGAUUGUGUGUAGGUGGGACAUCGACAAUGAGCUCGGUUGCAGUUUUGACCCAGGAGAGCUUUGCAGAGCACCGCAGUGGGCUGACCCAGCAGCAGAUUAAAGUUGCUGCUUUAAAUUCGGAAGAUGAAAGUGACCCUCCAACUUACAAAGAUGCCUUCCCUCCACUUCCUGAGAAGUCUGCUUGUUUGGAAGCAGCUCAGGAGCCUGCUGGGGCUUGGGGCAACAAGAUCCGACCCAUUAAAGCCUCCAUCAUUACUCAGGUGUUCCAUGUGCCCCUGGAGGAGAGGAAGUACAAAGACAUGAACCAGUUUGGGGAAGGGGAGCAAGCCAAGAUUUGCCUCGAGAUCAUGCAGAGGACCGGUGCUCACCUGGAGUUAUCCCUUGCCAAAGACCAAGGCCUCUCCAUCAUGGUCUCUGGAAAGCUGGAAGCGGUCAUGAAGGCUCGGAAGGACAUUGUUGCGAGGCUGCAGACACAGGCUUCAGCAACGGUGGCUAUUCCCAAAGAACAUCAUCGCUUUGUCAUUGGCAAGAAUGGUGAGAAACUACAGGACCUAGAGCUCAAAACUGCAACCAAGAUCCAGAUUCCUCGUCCAGAGGAUCCCAGCAACCAGAUCAAGAUCACUGGCACCAAGGAGGGCAUCGAGAAAGCUCGGCAUGAAGUCCUGCUGAUCUCAGCUGAGCAGGACAAGCGUGCAGUGGAGAGGCUUGACGUGGAGAAGGUCUUCCAUCCAUUCAUCGCAGGGCCCUACAACAAGCUGGUGGGUGAGAUUAUGCAGGAGACGGGCACUCGCAUCAACAUUCCACCACCCAGUGUGAACCGCACUGAGAUUGUCUUCACUGGAGAGAAGGAGCAGUUGGCGCAGGCCGUGGCCCGCAUCAAGAAGAUAUAUGAGGAGAAGAAAAAGAAGACCACCACCAUCGCAGUAGAGGUGAAGAAGUCUCAGCACAAGUACGUCAUCGGGCCUAAGGGCAACUCCCUGCAGGAGAUUCUGGAGAGAACGGGAGUGUCAGUCGAGAUCCCCCCUACAGACAGCAGCUCAGAGACUGUGAUCCUGCGUGGCGAGCCUGAGAAGUUAGGGCAGGCACUUACUGAAGUCUACGCCAAGGCCAACAGUUUCACAGUCUCGUGUGUUUCUGCUCCAUCUUGGCUUCACCGUUUCAUCAUAGGCAAGAAAGGGCAGAACCUGGCCAGAAUCACUCAACAGAUGCCUAAGGUUCACAUAGAAUUUACUGAAGGAGAAGAUAAGAUCACACUGGAAGGACCCACUGAGGACGUGAAUGUGGCUCAAGAACAGAUCGAGGUCAUGGUCAAGGAUCUGAUUAACCGGAUGGAUUACGUCGAGAUUAACAUUGACCACAAGUUUCACAGACAUCUGAUUGGAAAGAAUGGUGCCAACAUAAAUAGAAUCAAAGAUCAGUACAAGGUCUCUGUGAGAAUCCCUCCUGAUAAUGAAAAAAGCAACUUGAUCCGAAUUGAGGGGGACCCUCAGGGCGUCCAACAGGCCAAGAAAGAGCUGCUGGAACUCGCAUCCCGUAUGGAAAAUGAACGUACCAAGGACUUAAUCAUUGAGCAGAGAUUUCAUCGAACAAUCAUUGGGCAGAAAGGUGAACGAAUCCGUGAAAUUCGUGAUAAAUUCCCAGAGGUCAUCAUUAAUUUUCCAGACCCAGCCCAAAAAAGUGACAUCGUACAACUCAGAGGCCCCAAGAACGAGGUGGAGAAAUGCACCAAGUACAUGCAGAAGAUGGCGGCAGAUCUGGUUGAAAAUAGCUAUUCCAUUUCUGUUCCAAUCUUCAAGCAGUUCCACAAGAACAUCAUUGGGAAAGGUGGUGCCAACAUCAAAAAGAUACGUGAAGAAAGCAACACCAAGAUUGAUCUGCCAGCGGAAAACAGUAACUCGGAGACGAUUGUCAUCACAGGCAAGCGCGCCAAUUGUGAGGCUGCUCGAAGCCGGAUCCUUUCCAUUCAGAAAGACCUGGCUAACAUUACAGAAGUGGAGGUGUCCAUUCCAUCCAAGCUUCACAACUCCCUCAUUGGCACCAAAGGCCGCUUAAUCCGUUCCAUCAUGGAAGAGUGUGGGGGGGUGCACAUUCACUUUCCCACCGAAGGCUCGGGCAUCGACACCGUGGUCAUCAGGGGCCCGGCCCCAGAUGUGGAGAAAGCCAAAAGACAGUUGUUACACCUGGCGGAAGAGAAGCAAACCAAGAGCUAUACCGUGGAUCUCCGUGCCAAACCAGAGUACCACAAGUUCCUGAUUGGCAAAGGGGGUGGGAACAUCCGCAAAGUACGAGACAACACGGGAGCCCGAAUCAUUUUCCCUACAUCUGAAGACAAGGAUCAGGAGCUGAUAACGAUCAUUGGGACAGAGGAGGCUGUCAGAGAGGCUCAGAAGGAACUGGAGAUUCUCAUUAAAAAUCUGGAUAACGUGGUAGAAGACUGCAUGCUAGUGGACCCUAGGCAUCACCGCCAUUUUGUCAUCCGAAGAGGCCAGGUCUUACGGGAGAUUGCUGAGGAGUAUGGUGGUGUGAUGGUCAGCUUCCCUCGUUCUGGUAGCCAGAGCGAUAAAGUCACACUCAAAGGAGCCAAAGACUGUGUGGAGGCAGCCAAGAAACGCAUCCAGGAGAUUAUCGAAGACUUGGAGGCCCAAGUGACAAUGGAGUGUGCCAUCCCCCAGAAGUACCAUCGCUCCAUCAUGGGCCCCAAAGGUUCCCGAAUCCAGCAGAUCACUCGUGACUAUGGUGUCCAGAUUAAAUUUCCUGACAGAGAGGAGAACCCAGCUCCCGCUGCUGAGCCAGCUGUUCAAGAAAAUGGGGAAGAAAUUGGGGAGGGGAAAUACAUCAAAGAGGCUGACCCUAGCUCCCCAAGAAAGUGUGACAUCAUCAUAAUUUCGGGUCGAAAAGAGAAGUGUGAGGCCGCUAAGGAAGCUCUUGAGGCGCUGGUUCCUGUCACCAUCAUGGUGGACGUGCCCUUUGAUCUCCAUCGCUACAUAAUUGGGCAGAAAGGAAGUGGGAUCCGCAAGAUGAUGGAUGAGUUUGAGGUGAAUAUCCAAGUCCCAGCACCUGAACUGCAGUCUGACGUUAUUGCCAUCACUGGCCUCGUUGCCAACCUGGACCGGGCCAAGGCUGGCCUCCUGGAGCGGGUGAGGGAGCUGCAAGCUGAGCAGGAGGACCGGGCUUUGAGAAGCUUUAAGCUGAAUGUCACUGUAGAUCCCAAAUAUCACCCUAAAAUUAUUGGGAGAAAGGGGGCAGUGAUCACCCAGAUCCGUAUGGAACACGAAGUAAACAUCCAGUUUCCUGACAAGGAUGAUGAAAACCAGGCGCAGGACCAAAUUACUAUCACAGGGUACGAAAAGAAUACAGAGGCUGCUCGUGAUGCCAUCAUGAAGAUUGUUGGAGAACUGGAGCAGAUGGUCUCAGAGGAUGUCUCGCUGGACCAUCGCGUCCACGCCCGCAUUAUUGGAGCCCGGGGCAAGGCCAUCCGCAAAAUCAUGGAUGAGUUCAAAGUAGACAUCCGUUUCCCGCAGAGCGGAGCCCCCGACCCUAACUGUGUGACUGUGACCGGACUUCCUGAUAAUGUGGAGGAAGCCAUUGAUCACAUCCUCAACCUGGAGGAGGAAUACCUGGCUGAUGUGGUGGACUCCGAGGCUCUGCAGGCGUACAUGAAGCCCCCUGCCCAUGAAGAGGCCAAGGCACCAUCUAAGGGCUUUGUGGUGAGGGACGCCCCCUGGGCAGCAGGCAGCAGUGAGAAGGCUCCUGACAUGAGCAGCUCUGAAGAUUUCCCAAGCUUUGGGGCUCAGGUAGCCCCUAAGACUCUCCCUUGGGGCCCCAAACGAUAAUGAUCAGAACGGAGAAACCUCUCCAGCUGCCAACCUGAAACUACCCCACCACGAAUACUGUGUCUUAAUCUGACCCAGCGGCUGGAUCCUAUGUAAAUUGUGUGUCCCCUGCCCGCCCCCACCCCACCCCCACCCACCCCAAAGAGGUCUCCUAGUGAAGCCUGGAGUGCUGGGUCCUGCGUGCUGGCCUCAAGGUUCAUGACCUUACUUAGCGUCCAGUUUGCACUCAGGAUCUGUUCCUUGACAUCUCCACUCUGGGACAGGCUUUCCACUGUUUUAAACACUAAAAACACAAGUGAAAUGCUUCAUAAUAAAGUAAUUGAGACUUUCUAAGCUUCAUGGUCCACUCAGCAUGUCAUUAAGCACUCUAACCUUCAUUAUGAGAUCUCCUGUACUGUGGCGAGGAGUCUACUUCCUGUGUCAUGACCUCAGGAAAUAAAUUUCCUUGACUUUAUAAAAGCCAAAAUGUUUGCCCUCUUCCUUUCCCCAGCCCUUCCACUUUUGGGUUUGUUUUUGGUGGUUGUUUUAUCCUAGGCCUUCCUUUCAUAGAGCGCAAUCUGCUUUCUGCCACCUGCCCAAAAGGCCACUUAGCACAGGACUUGGGAGGAGAGAGAGAAUCAGACUUGGACAGCCAGGAGGAGGUUUUUGCAGAUCGAAAGAGACUAGCGAUAAUGGUGGAAGGGACCAGAGAGGCACCAGGGAUAACCUGGCAUGGUCCUUGCUGAGGGUAUGCCUGCCUGGGGCUGGUCCGAGGCCACCCAGACUCCACAGACACACCACCCAAACGGCAGCCUCCUCCGGAUGGAAAAUCCACGUAAAACAAACCAAACCCAGAAAACCAGUUCAUGGUCCCUUUCCUUUGUUCUUCCCUUCCAGAGUCAGCCCAUGUUAAUGACAGUAUUAUCGGGAUAGACCUUGCUUUUUUAGGACACGGCAUGGGGAGAGGUGAGGGGCGAGUUGGGACAGCCUGGACAAAGAACGCCUUGAUUCUUUUUCUCUCUUCCCUCUUUGCCUCCUCUAAUUCCCGCUCCCGCCCCCCAAAACAAAACCAACGCUAUUUACAGUCGCCUUCUUUCUACCUCAGAAGCCGGUGUGGCAGUGGUCUCCUGCACCUGGUCUCUUGAUUUAGACUCUUAAGUUUGUAAUUCUUUUUGUUGGCUGUGGCAUUCAAGAUUGAGUGCUCUGCUCCCCACAGUAGGAGGUGAACAGUCCCUUCCCCCAGCCCCCUGAACAGUUGUGGCUUCUCUCUGGGAGGCCUCGUGGUGGUGGGUAGGCUUGGCAGCCUGUGAGAGGUGGCUUGUCCCAUGGGCCUACACCUGGGGCCGUUCUCGGAUCCUUGCCAGGUGGCUUGGUGCAGAGGGCAUGGUGGGGCAGCACCGGCUCUUGGGACCUCUUCAGGUGCUAAGGCCAUUAAUGAACUCCCCCUGGACUGGAGAGGGUGAAGCAAAAUGGGGACCACAAGGAAUGGGUGCUGAGAUCCCUUGCUCCAGAGAGGAUCUUCCUUUCUUCAAGGGCUCAUUGUGCAACUCUCUGGGUGUCUGGUGGCUAAGCCUGUACUCUGUACCCUGACCGCCAGGCUUUGGCAGAGGGAGUGGCUCUCCCCGAGCCCUCCUUGCCAAACCCUUCCCUUUAGUGGGUCUGUUCUUUCAGCGAGAGUCUCGUUUGUCAUCUUUGUGUGGGGGAAGGGGCCUAGGAGGCCCUGUCCACCCCCUGCCUCUGACCUCCAGGAGGUGGCUCAGCUCGGAGCUGCAGCUCCUCUUCCCCAGGACCUUCCCAGCUUCUUGCUGAAGCAUUUCUGAAGUGGCGGCAGAAGCUUGCUUAGUUAUCUCCAUCCUUAGAUUCCUACCAGGCAGGAGUUUUGUGACUGCUUUGAGCCUCGAGUGGCUCUGGCAGAGUGCCUGUGGUUAGAAGUGGGCUUGAGCUGCUUAGUGGGAGGAGUGAGAUAAGGGUCCCCAGCUGAAGGUGGAGCUUAGUGUAGGGGGCAGCCAGACUUGGAUCCCGAAGAAAAUGGGUGUCCCCGUGUCUCUAAGGUACUGGGGGGAAGGGGGGUUGUUGCCCCCGUUUUCCCCCUUCUCUUCCAUCUCAAGUGUUUGGAACCUUUCUUGUUGACACCCUUCCCUCAGUCCUCUGCACCCGUCUCCCGUCCGUUGUCCACGACCAUCACCCCCUCCUCUCCAAGUAAAUGAAAUACUCUUGCAAACCUUUUGCACAUCUCCAUUAACUGCUAAAUGUCUUAGAUGCAAGUUUGAUUCCUAGCAGCAUAUUUGUAAGCCCCUUUCAAAUUCUUGGGGUUCGCCCCCUCCCUUCCCCACCCUUUUAAAAAUAAAGGUCAUAAAAUGAUUGUACCUAGUACUUUGUCUCCUCACUGUCCCCAUGUGCAGUAAACACAUCCUGGGCAGGGGGGAGGGGGAUUGUCUGUCCCAUUUCUCGUUUUUAAUGUCUUCCAUAUCCUAUGUUUCCAUGGCAACGAUCCCUUGGCCUUAACUUUGGAAUUUGGAGAUUAUAUGCAAACGUGUAAAAAGGCUCAUGAAUAUGGAUGACACUGGAAUUUUAUAAAUUCUAAAAUAAAACCUGAAAUCAGU